AGGGCGUGUGGAGUCCAGACAUCGAGCAGAGCUUUCAAGAGGCGCUGGCCAUCUACCCUCCGUGCGGGAGGCGGAAGAUCAUACUUUCGGAUGAGGGCAAGAUGUAUGGUCGAAAUGAGCUGAUAGCUCGAUACAUAAAGCUUCGAACUGGGAAGACGCGUACCCGCAAACAGGUAUCUAGUCACAUUCAAGUUUUGGCACGUAAGAGGGUACGUGAAUACCAGGCAAGCAUCAAGGUCUCUAGUCACCUGCAAGUGUUGGCCAAGAGAAAGUCUCGUGAAUUUCAGUCUAAGCUGAAGGCCAUGAACUUGGAUCAGGUAUCCAAAGACAAGGCACAUCCAGACAGUGGCCAACCUUUCGUCAGCAUCAGAUUGUGUCAGCGAGUGUAA
Messenger RNA from Fundulus heteroclitus (mummichog), 389 nucleotides. RefSeq names its product transcriptional enhancer factor TEF-5-like. Gene Ontology annotation, molecular function: DNA-binding transcription factor activity, RNA polymerase II-specific; RNA polymerase II cis-regulatory region sequence-specific DNA binding. Gene Ontology annotation, cellular component: transcription regulator complex. Gene Ontology annotation, biological process: regulation of transcription by RNA polymerase II; embryonic organ development; hippo signaling. The transcript has 6 exons. Lineage: Eukaryota; Metazoa; Chordata; Actinopteri; Cyprinodontiformes; Fundulidae. The record is from RefSeq and is a predicted model, not a curated record. Bases 102 to 389 code for a protein of 95 amino acids.